This is a messenger RNA of Pseudoliparis swirei, 473 nucleotides long. RefSeq names its product serine peptidase inhibitor, Kazal type 4 (gene spink4). The record is from RefSeq and is a predicted model, not a curated record. Lineage: Eukaryota; Metazoa; Chordata; Actinopteri; Perciformes; Liparidae. Gene Ontology annotation, molecular function: protein binding. The transcript is spliced from 4 exons. Bases 94 to 336 code for a protein of 80 amino acids.
UGUGUGUCCAUCCAGCUGCUGUGUUCACACACACAAUUAUGUUGCCAGUAAAAAGCGACAAGCUCUGAGGUUAUUCAUUCAUCCAGCGACAUCAUGAUAUCGAGAGUUGUUUUUCUGGGACUCCUUCUCGUCUGCGUGGCUGCAGACCCCGAGGAGAACUCUGGACUCCAGAGGAAGCCGUCCUGUCCGGAAACGGCGGAGAUCCUGGCGUGCCCUCUGAACCUCGCUCCCGUGUGCGGCAGCGAUGGAAACACGUACGCCAACGAGUGCGCGCUGUGCGUGCAGAGACUAACAACCAGGGUGGACAUUUUGAUUGCCAGAGAGGAGGGCUGCUGACCUGUGAAGCCAGGGGAUGAUGUCAUCGCCAAAGUGACCAAUCAGGAUCUGAUUAUCUACCCAACAUGGAUCUGUGAAAUGUAAUUUCCUCAAUCUGUGUAUCAUUGCAAUGAGUAAUAAAUAUCUAUCAGCAUUUA